AAAUUGUUGAAGAAGAAAACCCAGCAAAUACCCUCCUCCUCCUCCUCAGCUGAAGAGAAAUUUCAAUCUUCUUCCUGCAUGCUCAUCUGUUCCAAUCUAUGGGCUUUGUAUACCCUUCAGACGUUCUCAUUGUUUCAUCAAGAACCAUAAUUAGCUAAAAAAACUAAAAGAUUUCUUUUUUUUUGGCAUAAAAUUGAUCCUAGAUUCUGUUCAUUUGGUGUGUUAAUGGCAAAUGCAUCUUGGGUUUUCACUCCUACAGUUCCUAAUAUGAAUAAAAUGAAGAUUUCUCCAUCCAUAUCCAUUUCUCGAUCUGGGUUUUAUGGAAUCUCCAAGAGGGUAUCCUGCGCCAAUGCUGUUCAAGGUGUUGAUAAGCUCUCCCCUUCUGAAUCUCAGCCCACCAGGCUAGUUGGCAAGGGCUGCAAAUUAGUUGGAUGUGGUUCUGCUGUACCCACUCUUCAGGUUUCUAAUGAUGAUCUUUCAAAGAUUGUUGACACAAAUGAUGAAUGGAUCUCUGUUCGAACUGGAAUCCGUAAUCGACGAGUUCUUACAGGGAAGGAUAGAAUGACAGGGUUGGCUGUUGAAGCAGCUGCGAAAGCCCUUGAGAUGGCAGAGGUUGAUCCUAAUGAUGUGGAUCUAGUCCUGUUGUGUACAUCAACCCCAGAUGAUCUAUUUGGUAGUGCUCCUCAGAUACAAGCAGCACUUGGGUGCAAGGGAAAUCCAUUGGCUUUCGAUAUUACAGCUGCUUGUAGUGGAUUUGUAUUGGGUCUAGUCUCGGCUGCAUGCUAUAUCCGAGCUGGUGGAUUCAAAAAUGUUCUUGUGAUUGGAGCUGAUGCUCUGUCUCGUUAUGUUGAUUGGACUGAUAGAGGGACUUGUAUCUUAUUCGGGGAUGCUGCUGGUGCAGUAUUAGUUCAGGCCUGUGAAAGUGAGGAAGAUGGCUUAUUUGGUUUCGAUUUGCACAGUGACGGUGAAGGCAACAGGCACUUGAAUGCAAGCAUCAAAGAGAACGAAGCAGAUGGUUCRUUCGGUUCUAAUGGUUCGGUAUUGGGAUUUCCUCCAAAGGGUUCUUCUUAUUCAUUUGUUCAGAUGAAUGGUAAGGAGGUUUUUAGGUUUGCUUGUCGUGUGGUGCCACAAUCGAUCGAGAUUGCGCUCCAGAAYGCUGGGAUGACUCGUUCUAGCAUCGAUUGGUUAUUGCUCCAUCAGGCGAACCAGAGGAUCCUUGAUGGAGUUGCAACACGUUUAGAAAUCCCAACAGAUCGAGUGAUAUCAAACUUGGCCAACUAUGGUAACACAAGUGCAGCUUCCAUUCCGUUGGCGUUAGAUGAAGCGGUGCGUAGCGGGAAAAUCAAGUCGGGUCAAACAAUCGCAACAGCGGGAUUUGGUGCUGGUCUUACAUGGGGUUCAGCUAUUAUCAGAUGGAAAUAAAAGACUUGAAUCCAAGAGGAAGUUUGUUGGUGUAGAAGCAGCUUGGUCUAUCAUGUUUUUUUGGCUUGCUUUCCAAAUUGUGGACUUUCAAGACUAUUCUUAUUGGUUGAGUUUGAAAUACCUGAGUCUGAAUCUGUUGGCCCGAAAUUUGAUAGAUUUGUUGUCU
Messenger RNA from Cynara cardunculus var. scolymus (artichoke), 1588 nucleotides. Its product is annotated as 3-oxoacyl-[acyl-carrier-protein] synthase 3 A, chloroplastic-like. Gene Ontology annotation, biological process: fatty acid biosynthetic process. Lineage: Eukaryota; Viridiplantae; Streptophyta; Magnoliopsida; Asterales; Asteraceae. The coding region runs from base 226 to 1422 and encodes 398 amino acids. Gene Ontology annotation, cellular component: chloroplast. The transcript is spliced from 8 exons. The record is from RefSeq and is a predicted model, not a curated record. Gene Ontology annotation, molecular function: 3-oxoacyl-[acyl-carrier-protein] synthase activity.